CUUCUAUAGGAAGAAAGUCCUAUUACCUUUUUCAACCCGAGUGCCAUGGCCCAUCAGACACACUCCCUUCCGUGGCAUACGCUUGCGGCCAACUUUGAACAGCGGCGCGUAGGCAAGCACAAGUAUCUUCUGGUGCCAAUGAAUAGGCCGCACCAGGGAAAGCAGAUCACACAUUUCACUGUGACAUUUGCCCAUGCCUUGGCCGAGUUCUCUGCCACGGAACGCCGCAAGUACUCGCCACCCAUCAACGUGCGGAUGAGUAUCGACGACGACGAUGACGUUGUGAGCAAGAAGGCUGUCCAGCGUCUCAAUGAAUACUUCUACCAGGUUAGAGAGGAGAUGCGAGACGCUAAGAUAUGUAACGUCGGGGCAGAUAAGCCCCCCUUUCCCUUACCACAGCGUUCGACCCGGAGCUAUUCCACAGACUGGGCUGGGAAUGUCAUCCGGACGGAGGAAGAAAUUGCUACCUACGACAAAGAACUGCAGAGUAAAAAUAACGCCCCACGCUCUGCUCGUUGCUGGAAAGGAGUAGACUGGCGUUGUCGCAAGGAGACGACCGACGUGUUGACGAUGUGGCUUAUCCUGGGCGAAAUGGAGACCCUGUUCAAGAUCGCGCGAUACGCCCCAGAGACAGUCAAGGGAAUGUGGUCCUGGAAUGACCAUUAUGACCACUGUGGGCUCAAGCAGCUGAUGGAACGAACGGUGGACUUUUAUAUUGGCUUGAACGUACUCUACUGCAAACCAGAGUGGUACGCAGAGGGUGCGAAUGCAUGGCAGUCAUAUUUCAGUCCGCAGAUGGUGGAAUUAUAUCAGCCGGAAAGAGAGCUUGGAAGAUACCAAACUGGCUGGCCCUUUAGCAAUCCCAACGGGCCCCUGACGACCGCAGAAUUGCCUCCCGCCGAACAGGUGCCGAUAAAAUUUAUUCGACGGAAAGACUACCGUUCCACGCCGAUUUACAAGUCAAUGCUAUCGGAGGAAAAGAAUUGUCAUUCUCUUGGGCAUUACUGCCCCCUAGACCCAGGAUAUGCUUGGUGUAUUCCGCACCGGCAAUUCUUUGGCUUCGGUGCAAUUAUCGGCCAUGGGGGCUGGCCAAAUGCUACUGAGAGCCCUCCCGUCGAUCCUUUGAAAAACGGUGGUGGGCAGGCUCUGAGGAAUUAUCUAAAGAUAUGCUGGGAGCUUCUCGUGCGACUGGACACGCUCAUGAGGGAACUGAAUGUGUGUAUUGACUGGCAGCAGGUUGCAUCGCAAUCAAUUGCAGAUUGGUAUACGUCUGAGCCUAUUGAUAGGGACAAGUGGUGUAUAUCAAUUUGGCAUCCGGGCUUGGGUGGAGACCUUGACAUGACCAAGUAUGGAUCCACGAUCGAACGUUUUGUGUAGCCAUUCAUGUAGUCGAUUUUUGAUAAUCUAGUCUGCAAUUGAAGUCUUCCUGGUCUCAUCCGCAACAUGUCAGCUGGAUUAUAUAGAUUAUGAGUAUAAAAAUAUGUGCAGGACAGAUAACUCAAUGAUAGAUUCCUAA
Molecule: messenger RNA, 1516 nt
Organism: Aspergillus wentii DTO 134E9
Lineage: Eukaryota; Fungi; Ascomycota; Eurotiomycetes; Eurotiales; Aspergillaceae
Exons: 1
Coding region: 46-1377 (443 amino acids)
Source: RefSeq, a predicted model, not a curated record